This is a messenger RNA of Coturnix japonica (Japanese quail), 2671 nucleotides long. RefSeq names its product ring finger protein 19B (gene RNF19B). Gene Ontology annotation, molecular function: ubiquitin-protein transferase activity; zinc ion binding. Gene Ontology annotation, biological process: protein ubiquitination. The record is from RefSeq and is a predicted model, not a curated record. NCBI's taxonomy places the organism in Eukaryota, Metazoa, Chordata, Aves, Galliformes, Phasianidae.
GCGCUGGGCGGCUGCGGAGGCAGGACCGUGCUGACAUCACGCGGGGAGGCGGUGUGGGGAAGGGAGAGCAAGGGAGGCUGCAGAGGGAACAGAGCUGCAUCCGAGUGGGCUCCGGGCAAGCCCGUCGGGACGCACCGUCCGGCUCCCGCCGCUCCCGGAUCGUUGGCCGCUCGUUGAUACCGUCGCCCGGCAACCGCCGCCAUGGGCUCCGAGCGGGACUCCGAGUCGCCGCGCUCCUCGUCCAUCCACUCGGCCGCCGCCAAGUGCCCGAAGCCCGGUCGCCGCCGCCGUCUGUCCUUCCAGAGCGUCUUCUCCGCCGCCGCCGCCUCCGCCGCUGGCGGCCGCCGCCGCGCUAAAGCCGACCCGCCGCCCGCCGACCCGCCGCCGCCCCCCGCCGCUCCUCCGGCCCCUCCGCCCCCUCCGCCGCCCCCUCCUCCGCCGCCGCCCCCCGAAGAAGCUCCGGUGCCGGUGCCGGUGUCGGCGGAGGGGAGCGGCGAGGAGGAGCUGGAGUGUCCGCUGUGCCUCGUGCGGCAGCCGGCCGAGAACGCGCCGCGCCUGCUGUCGUGCCCGCACCGGUCGUGCGGGGCCUGUCUGCGGCAAUACCUGCGGAUCGAGAUCACCGAGUCCCGCGUCAACAUCUGCUGCCCCGAGUGCAGCGAGCGCCUCAACCCCGCCGACAUCCGCCGGCUGCUCCGCGACUCCCCGCACCUCGUGGCCAAGUACGAGGAGUUCAUGCUGCGCCGCUGCCUCGCCGCCGAUCCCGACUGCCGCUGGUGCCCGGCGCCCGACUGCGGCUAUGCGGUUAUUGCCUACGGCUGCGCCAGCUGCCCCAAGCUGACCUGUGAGCGGGAUGGCUGCCAGACAGAGUUCUGCUACCACUGCAAGCAGAUAUGGCACCCCAACCAGACGUGCGACAUGGCCCGGCAGCAGCGAGCGCAGACGCUCCGGGUGCGCACCAAGCACACGUCGGGGCUCAGCUACGGGCAGGAGUCUGGGCCAGCGGACGACAUCAAGCCGUGCCCGCGCUGCAGCGCGUACAUCAUCAAGAUGAACGAUGGGAGCUGCAACCACAUGACAUGCGCCGUGUGCGGCUGCGAGUUCUGCUGGCUGUGCAUGAAGGAGAUCUCCGACCUGCAUUACCUCAGCCCCUCUGGCUGUACAUUUUGGGGCAAAAAGCCAUGGAGUCGCAAGAAGAAGAUUCUCUGGCAGCUGGGCACGCUGAUCGGCGCUCCUGUGGGCAUCUCCCUCAUUGCUGGCAUUGCCAUUCCUGCCAUGGUCAUUGGCAUCCCUGUCUAUGUUGGGAGAAAGAUCCACAGCAGAUAUGAAGGGAAGAAAACCUCCAAGCACAAGAGGAAUUUGGCCAUUACUGGAGGGGUCACCUUGUCUGUCAUUGCCUCUCCAGUCAUCGCUGCUGUCAGUGUAGGUAUCGGGGUCCCCAUCAUGCUGGCUUAUGUCUACGGUGUCGUGCCCAUCUCGCUGUGCCGUGGUGGGGGCUGCGGGGUCAGCACUGCCAAUGGGAAGGGCGUGAAGAUCGAGUUUGAUGAAGAUGAUGGACCAAUCACAGUGGCUGAUGCCUGGCGAGCCCUGAAGAACCCCAGCAUUGGCGAAAGCAGCAUCGAGGGGCUGACCAGUGUGCUGAGCACCAGUGGGAGCCCCACGGAUGGGCUCAGUGUGAUGCAGAGCAACUACAGUGAGACAGCCAGCUUUGCAGCGCUGUCGGGCGGCACGUUGAGCGGCGGUGUGCUCUCAGGAGGCAAAGGGAAAUACAGCAGGCUGGAGGUGCAGGCAGACGUCCAGAAGGAGAUUUUCCCCAAGGACUCUGUCAGCCUGGGGGCCAUCAGUGACAACGCCAGCACACGGGCCAUGGCCGGUUCCAUCAUCAGCUCCUACAACCCGCAGGACAGGGAGUGCAAUAACAUGGAGAUCCAGGUGGACAUCGAGGCCAAACCGAGCCACUACCAGCUGGCCAGCGGCAGCAGCACAGAGGACUCACUGCACGUCCACACCCAAAUGGCAGAGAAUGAGGAAGAGGAGGAGGAGGAGGACGGGGAGGAGGAUGAGGAAGAGGAGGACGGUGAGCAGGAGCAGACGUGCAAACACCAAAGCUGUGAGCAAAAGGACUGCGUUGCCAGCAAAACCUGGGACAUCACCCUGGCACAGCCUGAGAGCAUACGGAGCGACCUGGAGAGCUCAGACAGCCAGUCAGACGACGUGCCCGACCUCACCUCGGACGAGUGCGGCUCCCCCCGCUCCCACAGCGCGGCCCCCUGCCCGCAGACCCCCAGUGCCAGAGGUGCUGAGAGCCCAAGUGCCCACCUGAGCCACUGUGCCCACGCCGAGGGCUGCAGGCUGGACGAGAUGGUCACGCUGGAGUGCAUCGAAGCCCGGGUGUGAGGUGCCCUCGUGCCCUAAAGCACACUGCUGUCAUUGCAUCUGCUGGGGCAGGGCUGUGUCUGUGGCUUCUCACAGCCCCCCCCUCGCCUCGGGGAGCUGCUGUUUCUUACACAACAAAAAAAGAAAACGGAAAAUGCCCCCCCAACCCCCGCCCUCUUUUUGUUUUAAUUUAUUGGUUCAGGCUCUGUGAGGUGUGUACGAGUGUAAAUAUGUACGUGUGUCUGUACGUCUGCCAUCGUCCGAAGGACCAUUUGAAUAAAGACUCUGGUUGUCCUUC